This is a messenger RNA of Rhodamnia argentea, 996 nucleotides long. RefSeq lists its product as uncharacterized. The transcript is spliced from 6 exons. NCBI's taxonomy places the organism in Eukaryota, Viridiplantae, Streptophyta, Magnoliopsida, Myrtales, Myrtaceae. The record is from RefSeq and is a predicted model, not a curated record. The coding region runs from base 13 to 930 and encodes 305 amino acids.
GAUAGCCGGCGCAUGGUAUGCCCACAGGGAGACUCAUUUGAAGAUGCUACGGAUGUCGUGCGGGAACUUAAUAAAAUAGUGAAUAACUAUUGGAGAGGCCCGUGGAUUAGUUACAGUAGCGCGCCAAAAGAAGUAAAAGACUUGUGGUGGAACGAGUUCAAGCGGAAAUUCAGCUGGGAUAAAUCGCAAGAUAGUGAAAUUAGAAGAAUAUUUAAGAAAAAAGCUGGUGAUCACAUCCGCAAUGUGAUGAAUAAAGCAAAGACAAAAAAGGUGAAGCCACACUUUAUUACUGGUGAAGAUUGGACCGAAAUGAACAGAACUUGGGAAGGGGAAAAAAUGAAGCAAAGGAGUGAACAAAAUGCCAAGAAUCGAGCUUCUAGAUCUAGUGAAGGGUCUUCAACGUCUGCAACAUAUGCUGGGGGUUCUAUUAACAUUGGGGAGCAUAGAAAGAGAUUGGCACAUGAUUUGGGGACCGAAACGACGUAUGCAGCUACAUUCGAACGCGUUUUUCAAAAGAAAGAUAAGACGUGGGUUGGCGACCGAGCGAAAUCUGUUAAGGAAAAAUAUGAUGAGCUUUUAAUGAGUGCGGCUAGUGGCGAUGAUGGUGGGGAUGCGUCGAGCCAAGCAGCCGACAAUAUGGCAAUGUGGGUGGAGGCGUCUGGUGGGGUGAAGCGAGGAAAAAUAUAUGGGUGGGGGAACUUGUCAAGGGAAUUGGUCGCAAAGGAUGAUGGAAGUUCAUCCUCCAAUGCGGCUGCUUCAAGGAGGAGACGAAUCGAUGAGGAAACGGCACAACAAGUGAGCCGACUGACACUUUUGCUUGCAGAGAAGGACGAACAAAUGAAACGGCAAGAAGAACGAUUGUCACAGAAGGAUGACCAAAUCAGAUAUCUGCAGGCUCAAAUGGCAAUGGUCUUGCAAACCUCAACAUAAAUCCAGCUGAGGUUCCUCCUAUACCUCCGGAGCAGCGCAAUGAUGAUGACAUUGACGCUGAGGAUC